AUGUCGCUGAUCGCCGGUGAGGACUUCCAGCAUAUCCUGCGUCUACUGAACACCAACGUGGAUGGGAAGCAGAAGAUCAUGUUCGCCAUGACCUCCAUCAAGGGUGUCGGGCGUCGCUUCUCCAACAUCGUCUGCAAGAAGGCCGACAUCGACAUGAACAAGAGGGCCGGCGAGCUGACGUCUGAAGAGCUGGAGCGGCUGAUGACGGUCGUGGCCAACCCCAGGCAGUUCAAGGUGCCGGACUGGUUCCUCAACAGGAAGAAGGACUACAAGGACGGCAGGUUCUCACAAGUGGUCUCCAACGCCCUCGACAUGAAGCUCAGGGACGACCUCGAGAGGCUCAAGAAGAUCAGGAACCACCGUGGUCUGCGUCACUACUGGGGCCUCCGUGUCCGUGGCCAGCACACUAAGACUACUGGCAGGCGUGGAAAGACUGUCGGUGUCUCCAAGAAGCGAUAA
Miscanthus lutarioriparius is the source of this 459-nucleotide messenger RNA. The record is from the annotation of a GenBank genome assembly. NCBI's taxonomy places the organism in Eukaryota, Viridiplantae, Streptophyta, Magnoliopsida, Poales, Poaceae.